Messenger RNA from Orcinus orca (killer whale), 2859 nucleotides. It is a transcript of the gene ZNF185, whose product is annotated as zinc finger protein 185 with LIM domain. The record is from RefSeq and is a predicted model, not a curated record. NCBI's taxonomy places the organism in Eukaryota, Metazoa, Chordata, Mammalia, Artiodactyla, Delphinidae. The transcript has 19 exons. Bases 211 to 1776 code for a protein of 521 amino acids.
CGGGCGGAGUCCAGUCCGCUCCUCCUCGCCGCCCUGCGCGCUCCACGCCGCGCCUCGCACCCCGCGUCCGCUGCCCGGCCCGGCCGGCGCUGCCCACCUGAGGGAGCCCGCGCCCCGCGCCCGCCCGACCCUCCGCCCGCCCCGCGAGCUGGGCACCUGUGCCAGGAGCCCUGUUGAAUCCACCGAGAAGGGACGUUCAGAGCAAACACCAUGAGUAUCUCAGCUCUCGGAGGAGGCAGCAAAGGGAAGCCUCUCCCACCAGGCGAGGAGGAACGCAAUAAUGUCCUCAAGCAGAUGAAGGUUCGGACCACGCUGAAGGGGGACAAGAGCUGGAUCACCAAGCAGGAUGAAUCGGAGAGCCACACCCUCGAGCUGCCCUCGGGCCGGAGUCGUGCCAUAUCUUUUUCUUCAGCUGGGGAGGUCCCGAAGGCCAGGCCCCCGAGCGCGAGGGCUCCCACCGGCUAUAUCAUCCGGGGAGUGUUCACCAAGCCUGUAGACAGCUCGUCUCAGCCCCAGCAGCACUUACCCAAGGCCAACGGAGCUCCAAAACGCGCUGCCGGAACUCCCCGCCCCUCCUCCUCUGGCUACAGGAUGACCACAGAGGAUUACAAGAAGCUGGCACCCUACAACGUCAGGCGCAGCUCAGCGUCAGGGGCUGCUGAGGACGAGGAGGUGCCCUUCUCUUCUGAUGAGCAGAAACGGAGGUCAGAGGCUGCCAGCAGUGUGGUGAGGAAGACAGCUCCUCGGGAGCAUUCCUACGUCCUGUCGGCGGCCAAGAAGAGUGCCAGCAGCCUCGCCCAGGAGACCCAGGCCCCGUUCAUCGCAAAGAGGAUUGAGGUGGUGGAUGAGGACGGGCCUUCCAAGAAAAGCCAGGACCCACCUGCUCUGGCGCGAUCCCCUCCCGGCUCGAGCAGCGCAAGAGGUGAGGAGACUGUCCGCCUGCAGAUCACAACACCCGGGGCGGGACUCCGCCUGGUGGCCCCAGACCUGGAAGAAAUGAGGUCUUCCCCAGGCUCCAAGGACAACGAAGCCCCCAACCCCAGAGAGCCCAAGAGAGACUUGACUGGUGAAAGGGCCUUCAAGGGCCUUGGUGCAGACUCUGAAAGCAGAUCAAGUGAUGGCAACGUGGGAUCCGGAGCCACGGGCUCCACACCUGAAGGCUUGGCUGGAGCAGACAUCAGCUCUGGGAGAGGAGGGCUGUGCUCACCUGCUGUCUUUACCCCUCUGCUGGAUGAUCAGGAGGUGCCCAGUGCCAACUCGCAGCCUCAUAAGCCUGGACCAGCAGCCACCAGCUCUGGUGCCACUUCUCCCUCUGCUGUCCUGGCUGGCAGGAAGAGCAACAGCCCGGCACACCUGGAGGACAUGGAGACGGACCCAAAGGGUACCUCGGCUGAUUCUGAGGAGGAGAAUGUGGUCACCCAGGUGGGAGAUGCCUGGCAGGGGAGGCCUGGAGCCCAGCAAGAUGACCGGGGAGACCCAGCUGCACCCACCCAUAAGCCGGCAGACCCCAGCAGCCCCGAGCAGCAGAGCAGCCCCAGGAAUCCUGACCAGCACCUGGAAGUGGACAACCAGGCCAGCAGGGCGAGGAACCCCUCAAGCUGUAUGGUCACUGUUACUGUCACUGCCACCUCUGAGCAGCCUCAGGUUUACGUGCCAGGCUCCCCAAGUGAAUUGGAGUCUAACUCAACCAGCAAAGGGAUUCUCUUUAUGAAGGAGUACGUGAAUGCUGGUGAGGUAUCUUCCAGGAAGCCACUGUCUUCAUUCUACAGCAGGUGAGAAGUCCCAGAUCUUUCCAUGUCACGGCCUUCUCCUGCCAGGCCCUGUGUUGUCCUCAUUCCUGCAUCCCCAGUACCUCAUUAAGUACUUCACCCAGAGUACCUUCUGUGUAAUCAUUUCUUGAAUAGGUAGAUGAUUUAAUUGCUCACGGACAAGAUUUAUGCGUCUCCAGACGUUCUACCUGACUCGGUGCCUUUGUACUCCCCUUUUGUCAUUAACUCAUCCUACACUCCACCUCCAGCAGCAGCCGUUUCUGCCUGUAUUUGUUUCUCGGUAGACUACAGGCUUUCUUUUGUGAAAUCCUGAGAGCAUCACUCAUGAUAGAGCUGGUGAGGCCCCUAAGAACCAUCUAGUUAAUUCCAUCCUGUUCCAGAACUCAGGGCUCCUGUCUUCAGCUCGCACGCUCCUUCCAGCAUGCCAGGUUGCCUCAUCUGAACACACAUUGCUUGCUUCCGGAUGCCACCUCAGCUGAAAACUAACCCACACUGAGACAGUGUAUUCCUGGGAUUUUUUUUUUAUGACACGUCCAUCACCCCACUGCUAGGGCGAGGAUUUUAGUAACAGAGAGGUGCAUCCUGGCCUUAUUUCAGGAUUGGGCCUCUGGGGACUCCAGACCAGCUUUCACUGCUGCUGCGGAAUGAUGAUCAUGGGCGUAGGGGUCAAAUUCAAGUUCCUGCUCAGCCCCCAUUUGUUGGGUCAUUUUGGAGAAGAUGCUCAACCUUUAUGAGCCUCAGCUUCUUCACUUGUAACUCCUUAGAGUGAUUUUUCCUAGUAGCUUUAUUGAGAUAUAAUUAAUAUAUCAUAAAAUUCACUCUUUAAAGUGUACAGUCCAGUGGUUUUUGGUAUAUUUACAAUGUUGUGCAAUCAUCACCACCAUCCAAUUCCAGGACGUUUUUAUCACACAAAAAGGGAACCCCAGACCCAUUAGCAGCGUCCCCAGCACCACAAGCCACAGCCCCUGGCCACCACUAUUUUCUGUCUCUAUAGCUUUUUUCAGGGAGGUGGUUUUUUGUUUUUGUUUCUUUCUUUGGGGUUUUUUUUGACAUGCCACGCAGCAUGUGGGAUCUUAGUUCCCUAGCCAAG